Molecule: messenger RNA, 1817 nt
Organism: Trichogramma pretiosum
Lineage: Eukaryota; Metazoa; Arthropoda; Insecta; Hymenoptera; Trichogrammatidae
Gene: C15
Product: T-cell leukemia homeobox protein 3
Exons: 3
Coding region: 302-1537 (411 amino acids)
Biological process (GO): regulation of transcription by RNA polymerase II; animal organ development
Cellular component (GO): nucleus
Molecular function (GO): DNA-binding transcription factor activity, RNA polymerase II-specific; RNA polymerase II cis-regulatory region sequence-specific DNA binding
Source: RefSeq, a predicted model, not a curated record
GCGCGUGUAUGUGACAUGAUCGACUGACACGAGAGCUCGAUCCUCGAGCUAGUGCGACCGAAUAAUUGCCCCCGGCUCUGAUUGAUUAUCGACGACUCCGCCGAGCGACUCGCGCGAGUUACGACCGUUCGAUCGUUGUUGGAUCUGUGCAGACUCGCUCGAGAGCCAGUGCGACGUUUAAUAUAAUAUACAUAUAAGUCGAGUGACGCGAUGAAGUGCACCACCAGACGUCUUUAGUUCCUAGGCCUAGAUCGGGUAGUAGUUUGACCAGUAGUUUGUCGUCGUUAAAAUUCGCGUCGCCAUGUCGGAGCACGGGGAGAGCAGCGAGCUCGACGCGACCGAGGAGAUAAACGUCGACGAGCUCGACGAGGAGCGCAGCUGCAGUCCAGGCAACACUGGCGGCCACUCGGACUCGUCGCCGCCGCCCCUCAAGCACGAGGCCUGCACCAAGGAGCAGCUGCAGCAGAGCAGCGAGCCCCCGCCACCCACGAGCCGCUCCGGCGGCGGCAUGCACCCCUUCAGUAUAAGCAGGCUGCUGGCCGACAGCUGCGGACAGCUGGUGGCCGUGGCCAAGGACUCGGCCGAGGAGAUGGAGGCCCAGCAGCGAGCCGCCUCCCAGUGGGCCGCCGCCUGUUGGGCCGCCAGCGGCGAUCGGCGCCACGAGCACGACUCCGACUCGAACAAGUCCGACGAGGACGGGGCCAGUCCCAGCAGUCCCCGGCCCGAGCGAUCGUCCAGCGGCGCGAGCGCGAGCAUGGCCGCGGCGGCUGCGGCGGCGGCCGUCAUGCACCCGGCCGACCUGCUGGCCCCCUUCAGACUCUUCCCCGGGGCCUCGAGUCUGCUCUACGCCAACGGCGUGAUCAGGGUGCCGGCCCACAGGCCCCAGGGCUCGCUGCUGCCACCCUGGAGCGGUCUGCCGACGAGUAUGCAGCAGCAGCAGCAACAGCAGCAGCAGCAGGCGGCUGCGGCGGCCGCUGCCAACGCCGGACUCCACACGGCCAGGUUCCUGGCGAAUCUCGCGGCCCACCCGCUCCAAGCGCACCCGCAUCUCAAAGACCGACUGGCCGUGGCGGGCAGCUUCCCCAGACGGAUAGGCCAUCCGUAUCAAAAUCGAACGCCGCCCAAGCGAAAGAAGCCACGUACGAGCUUUACGAGGUUACAAAUAGCCGAACUGGAGAAGCGAUUUCACAAGCAAAAGUACCUGGCCUCGGCCGAGAGGGCCGCUCUGGCCAAAUCCCUCAAGAUGACCGACGCCCAGGUGAAAACCUGGUUUCAGAAUCGCCGUACAAAGUGGAGACGUCAAACGGCCGAGGAGCGCGAAGCGGAGAGGCAAGCUGCGAAUCGUCUGAUGCUGUCGCUACAAGCCGAGGCCCUUGGCAAGGUCGGCUAUCCAAACUCGGUGACGAAUCACAGUUCCGGAGCCUCGGUUCCUAGCCUCGAGGCUCAGGCGGCUCAAGCGUCGCUGACGCACCCUGCAGUGAGCCAAUGGGCUUCGCCGUAUGGACCACCUCAGCCACUCGCCGAUCCCAUCUGUUAAUCCACCGCAAUUAGAUAAAGACAUUCCAUCCAAAUAUCGAUGAAAAACCUUUCACUUCAAUAUCUUUGCAUUAUGAUUCAACUUGUUUUUACACUUACAUCUUAUCAUCAUUAGCAUAUGCACGUGUAAAUACUUGACCGAACAUUGACCAGCUUAAUUAUUGUUAUCUACAAAAAUCAACGAACGUAGACUCAGAAAGUACUUUGUAAUAAAAAUAUGACAAAUAGAAUAUGACGCCUAUUGUAAAUAAAUCCGUCUUAAAAAUACAAGUAUAAUUAGG